AUCAAUUUGUUUGUUUAUUUAUUUUUUUGUUAAAUUUUGACUGAAUUAAAAUUUGUUAACCAAUUAAAUGUCACUUAUUUGGUAAUUAUGAUUCGUUGUUUGUUUCAUGCAAGUCGGACUACACGAUUAAGAACUGGUAAUUCAUUGAUAAUAAGUCAACAUGUGAACAAACCUUUGGUUAAAAGUUACAAAUCAUUUUACCGUUUCUUUCAUGGUCUUGGUCACGGCGGAGAGGCAAAUAAUGGCCUCACAUCGGCAAAAAACAAGGUUGGAUCUUGGUCGAUAAUAAAACAAAUGGCCAGUUAUGUUUGGCCUAAAGAUAAGCCUGAACUAAAGAGACGAGUCGUCAUUGCUUUGGGUCUAUUGAUCGCUGCUAAGACUGUAAAUGUUUCAGUUCCAUUUAUCUUCAAAUAUCUAGUUGACUUUUUAAAUUCUAAUGCAGGGACACCAUUGAAUUUCGAAGAUCCUGCCACCAGUAUAAUGACCACUGCUCUUUCCUUGGUUAUUGGUUAUGGAGUCUUCAGAGCAAGUGCUUCUCUAUUUAAUGAACUUAGAAAUGCCGUUUUCGCCAAAGUCGCUCACGAUUCAAUCAGAACAGUGGCCAGAAAUGUUUUCCUUCAUCUUCAUAAAUUGGACCUUUCAUUUCAUCUUUCAAGACAAACUGGUGCUCUUUCAAAAGCAAUUGAUCGUGGAACCAGAGGAAUCAAUUUCGUGUUAAGUGCAAUCGUUUUCAAUGUCGCUCCUACGAUACUCGAAGUGGCCUUGGCAAGCUCCAUAUUGUAUUAUAAGUGUGGUCCUCAGUUUGCUGCGAUUACUUUAAUCUGUAUCGGAAGUUAUUCAGCAUUUACCUUUGGUGUUACUUCAUGGAGAACAAAGUUUCGAAUUCAAAUGAACAAAGCAGAAAAUGAUGCUGGAAAUCAUGCAAUUGAUUCAUUGAUUAACUACGAAACUGUCAAAUAUUUUAACAAUGAGCAUCACGAAGCUGCGACAUAUGAGCGGGUACUUAAAAAGUACGAAGAAGCCUCUCUAAAGACCUCCACCAGUUUGGCCGCUCUUAAUUUCGGUCAAAAUGCAAUAUUUAGCUCAGCUCUCGCUGGAGUAAUGGGAUUAGCCGCUGUACAAAUUGUGAAAGGUAACAUGACUGUUGGAGAUCUUGUUAUGGUUAAUGGUUUAGUUUUCCAACUUUCGAUGCCACUUAAUUUUCUUGGUACAGUUUAUCGGGAAGUACGACAAUCAUUGAUCGAUAUGAAAACAAUGUUUAGUAUUUUAAAUAUAAAAUCAGCAAUUCAAAGUAAACCUGGUGCUCCUUUUAUCAAAGUAACGCCUGAAAAUGCCUCAGUUGUUUUCGAUAAUGUUUACUUUGAAUAUGUACCAAAUCAGCCGAUUCUGAAUGGACUGUCAUUUGAGGUGCCAGCGGGUAAAAAGGUUGCGUUUAUUGGUGGAAGUGGUUCGGGAAAAACGACAAUUAUCCGCUUAAUGUAUCGAUUCUUUGAACCUCAACAAGGUCGUGUUAUCGUUGCUGGACAAGAUGUCAGAGACAUCGAUGUGGACUCAUUGAGACAAGCGAUCUCCGUUGUACCCCAAGAUCCGGUUCUAUUUAAUAAUACAAUUGAUUACAAUUUACAAUACGGUGAUUUUAAUGCUUCAAUUGAUCGUGUCCGUGAAGCCUCAUCCAUGGCUGAACUUCAUGAAUCAAUUCAACGAUGGCAGAAUGCUUAUCAAACACAAGUUGGCGAACGAGGUCUUAAAUUAAGUGGCGGUGAGAAACAGAGAGUGGCCAUUGCUCGAGCGAUCGUUAAAAAUUCACCAAUUUUAAUUUUCGAUGAAGCAACAUCAUCAUUAGAUUCGAUCACUGAACAUAAAAUUCUCAAAGCACUUUCUAGAGCUUCACAUGGACGAACAUCAAUUUGUAUCGCUCAUAGACUCUCGACCGUUGUUGAUGCCGAUCUAAUUUACGUUCUUCAAGAUGGACACGUUGUUGAAAAAGGAAAUCAUAGUUCUCUUGUUGCUAAUCCAUCAUCUUUAUAUGCUCUUCUUUGGUCUAAACAACACGAAGCUGAUAGAAUAUUAUAAGAUACUUUAAUCAUCCAAAUUGAACAUUUCUUGUAAAGAAAAUAAAAACUAAGAAAAUGCCACCUUAACAAUCUUGGAACAUUCAUUUCCUUUCUCAUAGAUCAUUUCCUGGUUAAUCAUUAAUAUUAAAAAAUUAUCGAAAAAUUGUCAA
This is a messenger RNA of Panonychus citri (citrus red mite), 2224 nucleotides long. RefSeq names its product iron-sulfur clusters transporter ABCB7, mitochondrial-like (gene ABCB7). Lineage: Eukaryota; Metazoa; Arthropoda; Arachnida; Trombidiformes; Tetranychidae. The transcript has 8 exons. The record is from RefSeq and is a predicted model, not a curated record. Gene Ontology annotation, cellular component: mitochondrial inner membrane. Gene Ontology annotation, biological process: transmembrane transport; intracellular iron ion homeostasis. Gene Ontology annotation, molecular function: ABC-type transporter activity; ATP binding; ATP hydrolysis activity. Bases 88 to 2073 code for a protein of 661 amino acids.